Molecule: messenger RNA, 1136 nt
Organism: Fukomys damarensis (Damara mole-rat)
Lineage: Eukaryota; Metazoa; Chordata; Mammalia; Rodentia; Bathyergidae
Gene: Lypd4
Product: LY6/PLAUR domain containing 4
Exons: 6
Coding region: 343-1098 (251 amino acids)
Cellular component (GO): plasma membrane; plasma membrane raft
Source: RefSeq, a predicted model, not a curated record
CCACCGUGGCUCGCAUUUCCAGACUAUUCCUUUUCAGGGCAGGUGGCCAGUGGGGCGUCGAGUACUGUCUCCAGGACCCAGGCCAGCCCUCCCUCCCAGGAACGGCAGAUUUCGGGGUUACAGACUUGUGUGUCCGUGGCAUUCCAGCCUGAAAAAGGUGACAGAAGUGACUUCCAGCUGGACCACUGUGCAGAAGAGCUGUUCUAGAUAACGUUAAAAAAGAAACAGUGACCAAGAGGCAGGUGGACAGAGAUCUCAAGGACUGACAAGAACCAAGCUUGGGACGCAGAUUAAAAUUAGUUCCAGACUGACUUCUUGCAUCUAGGACCCAGACACAGAACCAUGGGACCCCAGCAUUUACCACCUAUGCAGCUGCUCUGCCUCCUUUGGGCCAUCACCUUUCUGCCUCAAGCUGGAGCUCUUUUGUGCUAUGAAGCAAAAGCCUCACUCUUCAGAGGAGUUGACUUCCGUUACUGGCGCUGGCUUCUUUUGAGGAGCAUGGUGUGUGAGCUGAGGGAGGGCUGUGAGGAGACACUGGUGUUGAUUGAGACAGGGACCAAUAAGGGAGUUGUGGGUUUUAAAGGCUGCAGCUCAGCCUUAUCUUACUCUCCACAAAUCUCCUACCUUGUUUCUCCACCCGGAGUGUCCAUUGCCUCCUACAGCCGCGUCUGUCGGACCUAUCUCUGCAACAACCUCACCACCCUGCAGCCGUUUAUGAACCUCAAGGCCAACACUCCUAAGUCGGUACCAUCUUCUUCCCAUAAUUGCCCAUCCUGUGUGGGCGAGCACAGCAAGGAAUGUCUUCCAAAUUUUGUCACCAGAGAGACUUGCCCUAACGGUGCCUUUGCAUGUUACAGUUCCACCUUAAAAUUUCAGGCAGGGUCUCUCAAUACCACUUUUCUCCUCCUGGGCUGUGCCUCUGACUCUGCAAGGCUUUUAGCAAAUUUUCAGCAUAUUGGAAGCAUCCGAGUAACCGAGGUCCUAAACGUCUUAGAGAGGUCCCAGGUUACUGGUGCGGGGCCCUCCAGUCGAGGUUCUUCUUGGGGCAUCCUCUCAGCCCUCCUGCUUGUCUUCAGGAGUGAUAUCCAGCUGGACUAGACAAACGCCCCAAUCUUGUCACAUAACCAAAUAAAGUU